Nerophis lumbriciformis (worm pipefish) is the source of this 2139-nucleotide messenger RNA. It is a transcript of the gene atxn10, whose product is annotated as ataxin 10. Lineage: Eukaryota; Metazoa; Chordata; Actinopteri; Syngnathiformes; Syngnathidae. The record is from RefSeq and is a predicted model, not a curated record. Gene Ontology annotation, biological process: neuron projection development. Gene Ontology annotation, cellular component: cytosol.
CGGAUGUCCCGCCCAUGCGCACUAAACGGAAACAUGGCAGCUCCAACUACCAACCCCGAUGACAUUUCAGCGUCCAUUGCUCGCAUUUUGAAUGAAAAACACUCCCUUGAACACUUACAAGUCUUAAAAACUUUUACCGCUUUGUUACAGGACCGGGAAUACAGGGAUGCUGUCGGUGGAAAGGCGUUCUCCUGUCUUCUAAAAGUCUUAUCCAGACUCAGUGAUGAGCUGCAAGCUUCCAGCGGCUCUGAUUACAACCUAAAGCUGCAGCUUGCUGCUGAGUGCUUUCGAGCUCAGAGGAACUCCUGUGUGCAAAGUUCCCGUAACCAGUGCCUGCUCAGGGAGCUUGGUUUCGUUGAUGUUUCUCUUCAGCUACUGAGAUUCCUGUACACAAAUUCAAAGAUCAGUGAUGGCGUCUUUGAACCUGUGCGUUGUGGGAUCCAGUUUCUUGGUAAUUUAGCUGUGGGGAACCAAGUGUGUAAAGAUGACAUUUGGCAGCGGAGCUUUCCAGAUCUCUUCUUGCAGCUGCUUAGCGUGGAUGACGAGAAGACGGUGAGCCACACCUCUAUGGUGCUCCACACAUGUCUGGAUGAAGCCAAGGUGGAGGAACUGUCCGAGCCGCAGAACAUCCAAUUGGCGCUCAAGGUGAUGGAGCUCUGCAGGACGCAACCCGAGCUGGACUGGACGGUCCUUAUUGCAACUCAACACUUUCUCAAGUCUUCAGCUCUGGUUGAAAAAAUGUAUGCUGCAAUGUCAUCCUGUGAAAGACUUACCCUGUUAGAGCUGAUCUCGGCCCAGCUAAGUGGCGAAGAGUCUCUGGACUGUGGCGUCCCCUCCAACGUGGCUCGCUUCCUCGCCUCCGCCUUCCAGAAAGGUUGCGGAGCCGUGUUGACCCUUGCCACUGGCUCCGCCUCCAGCGAAGAGGUGCUGCAGGAGGCGCUGACGGUGAUCGGUCUACUUGACGUGCUGUGCGAGAUGACCUCACACCAAGCGCAGUUCCUCCAGGAUCAACCGGACCUUUUAGUGACCACUGUAGAGCUCUUGAAGCAGGUCCACGCCAUCGGAAAGGCCAGCAAGAACAUUUUCAGCUCGGCUCAGAACUUCUCAACUUCGAGUGACGAAGAUGACCCUUCUUCCGAAUCACCUGUCGUCAGCUUUAAGGCUCACCUUAUCAGGCUUAUCGGAAACCUGUGCUACACCCACACCAACAACCAGAACAAGGUCAGAGAACUGGAAGGCCUCCCACUCAUUUUGGACAACUGCAACAUAGACAGCAACAACCCAUUCAUCAGUCAAUGGUCCAUUUUCGCUAUCCGCAACCUCCUGGAGCACAAUCGGAAGAAUCAGGAGCUGGUGGCCUCCCUGGAACGCUGUGGGGCUGCAGACUAUUCUGCGCUCAGGGAGCUGGGCUUCCAGGUGGAGGAGAGAGAUGGCAGCUUGCUGCUCAAACCAGUCAGGAAAGAUGCUUGACCUCCACCGGGAACACAGGUUUUCAUGUGAAGAAGUCACACCGGCAGGAACCAUGAACAUGCUUGCAAUAAUAUUAUCCACUACCUUCGCAACACAAUAGGGCUCGAAAAGGCAUGGGAUUUCGCAAUGCAUUGUGGGACUGGGUAGCUAUUGUUUGUGUUUGUUUACAUGGCUGUACUCAACCAGCGGUAUUGUGAGAGUGAGCAACAAAGUGGAUUAAAAUCGUACGAAAAAACUAGACCCUGUUCCAAAUGCUCGCCACCUUAAAAAUAAGUAAAAUUGGUGGAAUUCUUCUAUUUCUGGGGCUGAGGUUGCUGAGGUAGUUAAAAAGCUCCUCGGUGGCAAGGCCCCAGGGGUGGAUGAGAUCCGCCCGGAGUUCCUUAAGGCUCUGGAUGCUGUGGGGCUGUCUUGGUUGACAAGACUCUGCAACAUCGCGUGGACAUCGGGGGCGGUACCUCUGGAUUGGCAGACCGGGGUGGUGGUUCCUCUCUUUAAGAAGGGGAACCGGAGGGUGUGUUCCAACUAUCGUGGGAUCACACUCCUCAGCCUUCCCGGUAAGGUCUAUUCAGGUGUACUGGAGAGGAGGCUUCGCCGGAUAGUCGAACCUCGGAUUCAGGAGGAACAGUGUGGUUUUCGUCCUGGUCGUGGAACUGUGGACCAGCUCUAUAC